Molecule: messenger RNA, 2007 nt
Organism: Pochonia chlamydosporia 170
Lineage: Eukaryota; Fungi; Ascomycota; Sordariomycetes; Hypocreales; Clavicipitaceae
Product: cell division cycle
Exons: 3
Coding region: 1-2007 (668 amino acids)
Biological process (GO): cell division
Cellular component (GO): anaphase-promoting complex
Molecular function (GO): protein binding
Source: RefSeq, a predicted model, not a curated record
AUGGCUCCUCCAGCAACGGGCAACGGCACUAACAAGACUGUCCGUAGGGCUGCCGAACUUCUCAAUGCAUUGCCCGAGACUGAAGAUAUAGACGAUGAUGUCGCACAAGGAGAUGGAUCAAAACGAACUUCGCCGAUAUUCACACCAAACCUGGAUCCCGAAGAAGCCGCCCUGGAGGCCCACGAGCUGAGCAAGUACCUUCUUGCCAAGUCUCUCUUUGACUGCAAGGAGUUCGACCGCUGCGCGGCAGUUUUCCUCCCAGACUCUUUAUUAUCAUCUGUUUUGUCGUCGCAUUCCGAAUCUACGUCGACUCCAUCACAACGGGCGAAGGGCAAAGCGAAAGCGACCGAUGGAAGCAGGGCGUCAACGAUAGCACCGCUACCAAAGCUUAGCCAGAAGAGCUUGUUCCUGGCGCUAUAUGCCAAGUUCAUGUCUGGGGAGAAGCGGAAGAAUGAGGAGUCUGAAAUGGUCAUGGGACCUCAGGAUUUGGGAACGGUGGUGAACAAGCAGCUUUUGGUGGUGGGCAGGUUUCUGGCUGCUUGGUUCAAGGAGAGGACGACGACGGAUGAUGACGUGUUGGGGAGUCAGGGGUGGUUGGAAUAUUUGUAUGGCAUGGUUCUUGCAAAGGAGAAGAAUGAUUCUCAGGCCAUGGAUUAUUUUAUUCGAAGCGUUCACAAAUAUCCCAUGAAUUGGGGAUGUUGGCUGGAAAUGACAUCUAUAAUAUCGAGAGUCGAAGAGCUAAAUCAAAUAGCACGCCAUUGCCCUCAAAACAUAGUAUCCUUCAUGUUCCAUCUUCACACAUCACUCGAGCUAUAUCAGCAAACCCCUAACCUAGCCAAUUCGCUCGAACAAUUGCUAUCAAUAUUUCCAACAUCAUCCUUCCUGUUAACCUGUAAUGCCCUACUAGCAUAUCAUGCUAAAGACCUCAUGGCGGCAGAGCAACAUUUCAGUCGGCUGCUCUCUCUACAUCCACACAGACUCGAUUCUCUAGACCAUUACUCCAACAUCCUCUACGUCCUCAACAUGCGCCCGAAGCUAGCAUUCGUAGCACACCUCUGCUCCAGCGUCGACAAAUUCCGUCCCGAAUCAUGCGUCGUCAUUGGCAACUACUACUCCCUCCUUUCCAUGCACGAAAAGGCAGUUCAGUACUUUAGACGCGCAUUAACCCUCGAUCGCUCAUGCCUCUCCGCCUGGACACUCAUGGGCCACGAAUAUGUCGAACUGAAAAACACCCACGCAGCCAUCGAAUCGUACCGCCGCGCCGUCGACGUCAACCGUCGCGAUUACCGGGCCUGGUACGGCCUCGGCCAGACGUAUGAAAUGCUCGAAAUGCACACCUAUUCCCUAUGGUACUACAAAAAGGCAGCCGGCUUGCGGCCCUGGGAUGGCAAGAUGUGGAUGGCAGUAGGCUCGUGUCUCCAAAAAAUGGGCCGCGAACGCGACGGCAUCAAGGCCCUCAAACGAGCACUCCUCGCGGACGCAUACUACGACGUAGGUAGUAGCUUCGGCAGUGGUGGCGAUCUCCUCGAUGCUCGCGGCGCCACAGGCCACAUGGACCCCGAGAUUUUGCUCCAAAUUGCAGCCAUGUACGAUCAACUGGACGAGGAGGAAGAAGCCAAGGCCUACAUGGAGCUGUGUGUAGCGCAGGAAGAAGGCGGUGCGGCAUCUGACACUAAUAAUCUCGGGGAGUCAGUCAUGAUUCACAACGACUCGCCCGCCGGGUCGGAAGACUACGCAGACAAGGAAGACCGAUCUGGAGCAAAUGCGAAUGCUGCUGCUGGCGGCGCGGGCGCGGGCGCAGGAGAAGGAACUGGUGUUACAGCCGCAACGAGUAAAGCACGCAUGUGGCUGGCUAAAUUCGCCAUGCGCACCUCUGAUUAUACCACUGCUAAUAGGCUUGCAACGGAACUAUGUCAGGACGGCGUCGAGGUGGAGGAGGCGAAGGCGUUGGUGAGGGAGAUACGCUCGCGGAUGGAGGCGUCUGGUUUGUUUGGCUCGGAUGGCUAG